Phytophthora nicotianae INRA-310 is the source of this 246-nucleotide messenger RNA. RefSeq lists its product as hypothetical. NCBI's taxonomy places the organism in Eukaryota, Oomycota, Peronosporomycetes, Peronosporales, Peronosporaceae. The record is from RefSeq and is a predicted model, not a curated record. The coding region runs from base 1 to 246 and encodes 81 amino acids. The transcript has 2 exons.
AUGAUGUCGACAAUGAUUGUGCCCAAGCAACCAGAUAACGCCAUAUCGGCGCUUUCCUUCAGUGUCAACGACGGCUUCGCCCGAUAUUCCCAGCUCUGUAACCUCACUCUGGGCUACAAUGCUGCCGUUUUGGUGCCCGACCUUCAGUGUAAGCACUCGUGGCCUCAGCAUACGCCGCAUGUGGUAGUGACCACCAGCCUGUUCAUCUCGGGCUUCUUCGUUGCUACGGCUACACCUCGAUCGUGA